CGGCAGCCCGGCCCAGCCGCGGCCAGGGCGAGAGGACGAGAGGCGGAGGCAGCGGCCGACCGCCACUACGCUGGCUGCUGCGGCGCGGGACGUGUCUGGUUCUUCAGGAGUCUGAAAAUCUUAUGAAGAUAUUUUUGAGAGAUUGAGACGUAGCAACUUCAUCCCUGCAUUAUGUUCUGCAGAACCAGUAUUUGGCUCAUCUGCAUUUUAAUGGCGGUAGUCACAGCUACCGACUUCAGUGACCCAGAUUCCAACACAACAGAAUACGAUCCUGAGGUCACUGUCGAUCGUUUGAGAACUGACGAUCCACAAUCGCCGGGGACGGCGCCACCUCAGGAGGUUACGGACACCGCGGCCGUGGACCUGGAGCCAGCAACAGAAACCAGUGUUCCAGGCACCCUAGAGAGCAGACUGGCAGCCAGCACUCGGCCGCACAGCGACCACGGCGACCACAGCAGGACUCCUGUCGCAACUGCGCCGACGACAACCGCCCGUACCACCCCUGCAGCUGGUGACUCCACCGUCUCUCGCCUGCAUGUUCCAGCCACCCCAGAGAGCAGACUGGCAGCCAGCACUCUGCCGCACAGCGACCACGGCGACCACAGCAGGACUCCUGUCGCAACGGCGCCGACGACAACCGCCCGCACCACCCCUGGAGCUGGUGACACCACCGUCUCUCGCCUGCAGACCCUUUCUGCAGAGAUGAAAAGCAAGGUGCUGCUCCAGGCAGCUACACGGGGGUCAGUGGAGGAAGUGCAGGUGCCGCUUUGGGCUUGUGCUAAUGUGGGGCAGAGACCAUGGUCCACGUUGACCGCUCUGCACUAUGCAGCGAUGAAUGGGCACACGGGUAUGGUGAGGUGUCUGAUCGGGAAUGGGGCAGAAGUGGAUGCCAGGAGCGACGCGGGGCACACGCCUCUACAUUUGGCUGCCUGGAAAGGCCAUGCAGCAGUGGUGCGGCUGCUGGCGGCGGCCUCCGCCGACGUCGAUGCCAAGGACCAGUGGGGUAGGACGCCGCUGCACUGGGCGGCACCCUACGGCCACACAGAGGCGGCGAAGGCUCUGCUGGAGGCAGGGGCCGAUGGGUACGCCACGGAGGACGCAGGGAAUACCGCGCUGGACUUAGCAAGAGUGAACAACCGACAAUGGAUGGUAGAAAUCCUAUCUAGCAUUCCAACAAACGAUUGUGAUGUAUACUAAAUAAAGCAAGCGUUAAUACAUGAUUUCUCCUUCUCUUUAAAAUAAACCAUACAAAAUGUUA
Schistocerca nitens (vagrant locust) is the source of this 1258-nucleotide messenger RNA. Its product is annotated as poly [ADP-ribose] polymerase tankyrase-1-like. Bases 172 to 1197 code for a protein of 341 amino acids. The record is from RefSeq and is a predicted model, not a curated record. Gene Ontology annotation, cellular component: nucleus; cytoplasm. NCBI's taxonomy places the organism in Eukaryota, Metazoa, Arthropoda, Insecta, Orthoptera, Acrididae. Gene Ontology annotation, molecular function: protein binding. The transcript is spliced from 7 exons.